This is a messenger RNA of Metarhizium album ARSEF 1941, 2271 nucleotides long. RefSeq names its product calcium- spray protein. The transcript is spliced from 2 exons. Bases 1 to 2271 code for a protein of 756 amino acids. The record is from RefSeq and is a predicted model, not a curated record. Gene Ontology annotation, biological process: transmembrane transport; fungal-type cell wall biogenesis. Lineage: Eukaryota; Fungi; Ascomycota; Sordariomycetes; Hypocreales; Clavicipitaceae.
AUGCGGUCGCUUCUGAAGGCGCCACUUUUGCUUCUGGCCUCCAUGGCCGCGAUGCUGUCUCCGGUUACCGGCGAGGACAUGCUCGUGUCCAAUUCUCUCAACAACUGUCAAGACGACUCUAGCUUUACAGCCAGUCUCUUCAAUGUUGUUUAUACCCCAAACAACAACUCCGCGACCGUCCAGGUUGUCGCCACAUCAUCCGUCCAGGGCUACGUACUUUUCGACCUGGCUAUUUCCGCCUAUGGUUACACCUUUCUGAGGAAAACUGUUGAUCCUUGUGAGAUGAAGCUGGGCGGUCUGUGCCCCAUGGUUGCCGGAAAGAUUCCCUUCGCCUUCAACCUGCCUGUCCCAGCCGACGCUGCUAAGCAGAUCCCCGGCAUCGCCUACAGUAUUCCCGACUUGGAUGCCACCGUUCGCGUCCAGAUCAACCUGACCAGGACCGACAACCCUCGAAGUAUUGCCUGUGUCGAGGCCGACAUUUCCAACGGCAAGACGGUCGACUUGCUGGGAGUCAAGUGGGCCACGGCUAUUAUUGCUGGUUUGGCCUUGAUAUCCUCUGCCGUUGUCAAUGGCCUCGGACACUCCAACACCGCCGCUCACGUUGCAGCUAACUCGCUCUCGCUCUUCGGCUACUUUCAGGGACAAGCAAUCCUUGGUCUCACCGGUGUUCACCUGCCCCCCAUCGUCCAGUCCUGGACCCAGGAUUUCCAAUGGUCUAUGGGUAUAAUCAAGGUCGGAUUCAUGCAAACCAUCUUCACCUGGUAUCAGCGAGCUACCGGUGGGACGCCGUCCACUAUUUUCGAUACUCUCACCACCGUCUCCGUCCAGGUUGAAAAGCGUGGUCUCGACUUGGCCGGCCACGGCCUCAAUCUUUUCAGGCGUGGUGCCGCCAUGAUGCCCAAGCCCAUCGUCGCCGCAGCCGGCCACGUCAUCAAGCGAAGCAACAUCAUGACCUCGUCUGGUGCUUAUAUUGUUUUUGGGAUUCAGCGUGUGGCUUUCCGCUCCAAGAUUGAAACAACCAACCUGUUCAUGACUGGGUUGACGUUCUUUUGCAUCUUCGUCGUCUUCACGAUCCUCGCCGUUGCCUGCUUCAAGGGAAUCUGCGAGCUCGCUGUAAAGCGCAAGUGGAUGGAAAGCGAUACUUUUCUCGAGUUCCGCAAUGGUUGGUUCACCGUCUUGAAGGGCAUUCUCUUCCGUGUGGCCCUUAUCGGUUUCCCUCAGAUGGCCAUCCUUUGCCUUUGGGAGUUUACCCAAGUCGACUCGGCAGCCGAGGUCGUGUUGGCUGUCUUCUUCUUCUUCGGUCUGGCCGCCACGCUGGGUUGGGGCGCAACCAAGGUUAUUCGCAUCGCUCGCCGUUCUGUCGCCAUGCACCGCAACCCUGCCUACAUAUUGUUCUCUGACCCCCAGGCUCUCAACAAGUGGGGAUUUCUGUACAUCCAAUUCCGUGCCUCAGCUUACUACUUUAUCGUUCCUGUUUUGGUAUACACACUGAUCAAGGCCAUGUUCGUCGCCUUUGCGCAGAAGAGCGGAGUAGCCCAGGCUGUUGGUUUCGUCAUCAUUGAGGCUGCUGCUCUUAUUGGGGCAUCAGUCCUUCGGCCUUGGAUGGACAAGCCCACCAACUCGUUUAACAUUGCCAUCUGCGUCGUCAACUUUCUCAACGCCAUUUUCCUGCUGAUCUUCUCUAAUGUGUUUGGUGCCCCUCAACUAGUCGUCGGAGUCGUCGGAGUCGUUCUCUUUGUCCUGAAUGCGGUUUUUGCGCUCGUCCUACUCCUCAUGGUUAUCAUUUCUACCACAGUCUCCUUGAUCCGCAAAAACCCAGACGCUCGCUAUCAAUACAUGGCCGACGACAGAGCUUCGUUUAUGAAGUCUCAAACGCACCUGACCACCACCACUGAGCUGGAUGCGCUUGCCGCGACUGCCCGAGGUGACAAGGCAGGCGGAUACAAGUCUCACUUGGACUUGGAGGAUGACAACGAGUCGUUAUCGUCCGAUGACCUUCGUCGCCGAGCUGCUGGCCAGAAUUCAUCCGCCACAGCGUCCCAACACUCUUUCCAAGGACAGCAUGGGCCUCGGUCGCCCGUCAAUCCAUCCAUGCCACUUUUCCCUGCGAGCCAGCGUCCUGAGAGUCCGUUCCGCUCGGCCUCACCAAGCCCUUACAAUGGCAGUGGAUCUACCGCAGCUCAGCGAUCCAACAACAGUUCCAGUCCAGUUCCUGGAUACCGAUCACAAAACACGUCCAGUCCCUGGCAACGCGGCGCGGGCUAUGAGUAG